Messenger RNA from Zymoseptoria tritici IPO323, 1098 nucleotides. Its product is annotated as Ca2+-modulated nonselective cation channel polycystin. The transcript is spliced from 2 exons. Lineage: Eukaryota; Fungi; Ascomycota; Dothideomycetes; Mycosphaerellales; Mycosphaerellaceae. Bases 1 to 1098 code for a protein of 365 amino acids. The record is from RefSeq and is a predicted model, not a curated record.
AUGCUCCACGCCUCUCUCCUCACGGCGGCCGCCUUCAUCACCAUCGCACAAGCAGCGCCCAAUGUUCGUCGAGACUUGGAGACAUACCUCGUCAGCACGCAGACAUGCAUCACCAACCAUCGAUGCGGACAGACGGAACUGGCCACGAUUCCCACCAGCACGAGGACUUCAUGCUCGACCGUCAGCCAGACCUUCACCACUUGCGGAACUUCAACCAUCACGACGACAGUGACGCCCGAGCCGGUGACAUCUACAAAGUAUGAGGAUGAAGCGGCACUCGACCGACGACAAGAGACCAUUUCCAUCACCAUCACCGCGGCCGCACAGCAGGCUUGCUCGACGACUACUACCGUCUCCGAAGGCGUCUCAACAGUCUACACGGGCGAAUACAACGCCACCCUCGCCCGCCGCACCGCUUCACCCUUCGACAUCGACUCCUCCUUCACCGACUCCUCCCUUGCAGCACGCAAGCUCCCUCUCGUCAAAGUCCUCCACCGUCUCGGCCACGCAGCCUUCAGCGACGACCAAAACGCCUACGAAGUCGACUGUCUCGCCCAAGUGACCUCUUACAUCGUCACCAGAUCCACCAUCCAAGAAGAACCCUCCACCUCCACCGUGACGGCUCCCACCCCGACGAAAACCAUCACCAUCAAGAAUAAACUCGCCGUGCCAAUCACCACCACCGUCGUGCAAUCUCCACCCGCUGCUUCAUCUCCAUCACCCGACCAACCCUCGGCCGACGGAACAUGCACCACGACCGCCGCCUCCGUAACAACAACCCAACACCUCAAAUGCGCCCCCACAAACAUCAUCUCCUCCCUCUCCGGCCACGGCAUCGGGCAAACCACAGGCAACACGGCCGGUUCCCGCGGUCUGGCUCCCGGUGAGAAUCCCAGCGCGUGCUGCCAAUUGUGCAUGGACACGGAGGGUUGUGCCGCGAGCGAGAACGACCCGGAUGCGGGCAAUUGCUUCCUGUGGUAUACGGAGCCUGGAUGUGGGUUGGGCUUCACGUACAAGGCGGAUCAGAGAUUGGGAGUGGGAGAGGGGUUCUGGGUGCAGAGUGGGUGUGGAUGGGUGGCGGGGGAGGUGAAUGCGUAA